Microthlaspi erraticum is the source of this 1065-nucleotide messenger RNA. The record is from the annotation of a GenBank genome assembly. NCBI's taxonomy places the organism in Eukaryota, Viridiplantae, Streptophyta, Magnoliopsida, Brassicales, Brassicaceae.
AUGGGACGAGCACCGUGCUGUGCGAAGGUGGGAAUAAAGAAGGGGCGGUGGACGGCGGAGGAAGACCAUAUUCUCUCCGACUACAUUCGAUCCAACGGCGAAGGCUCGUGGCGUGCUCUACCCAAAAAUGCCGGGCUGAAAAGAUGUGGAAAGAGCUGUCGACUGAGAUGGAUAAACUAUCUGAGAACAGACCUCAGAAGAGGAAACAUAACUCCCGAAGAAGAUGACCUCAUUGUUAAGUUGCACUCUACUUUGGGAAACAGGUGGUCGAUAAUUGCGAGUAGUCUACCAGGAAGAACAGACAACGAAAUUAAAAACUACUGGAACUCUCAUCUCAGACGUAAACUCCACAAUUUCAUCAGGAAAUCAACGGUCACGAAUGUCGUCGACAAUGCUCCUCCCCACCACAACCACUCUCUACCGUCGCAAAAGCGUAGGCCCGGUAGAACCAGCAGAUCCGCCAUGAAACCAAAAUUUAUCCAAAGCCCUAAAAACCAGAAAAACACUAAAUCUCUAAAGGCAAAGGCAACCAAAAACGACGUAGUUUUGCCCAUUGCUGCACGAGGGAAUGAAGAGGGAGGCGAAGAAGACGCAUUAAAUGUGGAGUCAAGUAGUACCUUAAGUGGAGCCGAGGAGGCUGGUUUAGGACCAUGUUUCGACUAUGAAGACGAUGGUAAUUGUAACCCGAGCAUUAAUAGCGACAAUGGAGUUAUGUUCUUCGAUGACGACAUCCUUGAUACUUGUCUUUUAUCGGACGUGUUCUCACAUGAGUCGAACAAUACUGAAGACUCUGACUCCAAGAGAGGGUUCUCCACUGGGCACGAUAAUAACAUCGACGUGGUAAAUGAUACAGUGGCUGAUGAGUUUGUUGACUGGGACUUUGUUUGGAAAGAAGGUCAAAGCCUUUGGGAUGAGAAAGAGGGUCCUGGGUCGGUUUGGUCGUGGCUGUUAGAUGGAGAGAAAUUGGAAUCCGAGAUAAGCCGACAGAAGGAAUCUAACGACGAUAUUGAAGAACCGUUGGAUGUUGACGAGGAAAACGCGAUGGUUGCUUGGCUUUGGUCUUGA